Phalaenopsis equestris is the source of this 670-nucleotide messenger RNA. RefSeq lists its product as uncharacterized. The record is from RefSeq and is a predicted model, not a curated record. Lineage: Eukaryota; Viridiplantae; Streptophyta; Magnoliopsida; Asparagales; Orchidaceae. The transcript has a single exon. Bases 107 to 481 code for a protein of 124 amino acids. Gene Ontology annotation, biological process: cell fate determination.
AUUCACACUCCCACCUCUUAUAAAAACCCUGCCUCCAUUCCCAAAUCUCCAUCGAGAUAACAGCGAAAAACCCUAAUUUCGAGAAGCAGAAGAAAGCGAGUCCGCCAUGCCCAGACCUCUCAAGCUCUUCUCAAUCCUAGCGGCUCUCUUCCUCGCCAUCUCCGGAGCUCGAUCCGCCCCUUGCCGGAGCUCCGAUAUCUCCGUCCACCAGUCUCGAACCGGUCGGAUCGUCGAAGGAAAACCGGAAUACGAGGUGCAUGUAAGCAAUCUCUGCCAUUGUCUGCAAUCUAGGGUUGUGGUUCGCUGCUACGGCCUCAGCAGCGUGGAAGCCGUCGAUCCGAGAUCGAUCAAACCGCUCGACGAAGAACGGUGUCUUGUCGGCGGCGGGGGGGCGGGCGCUCCCGGUGCGCUGGUAAGAUUUAAGUAUGCUUGGUUAACUCCGCAGGAUUUCCCUCUUGUUGCUUCUAAAAUCCAUUGCUAGGGUUUUAGGAAUUUAGUUGUGAACAAUGUGCUGGUCUAAGGUAUCGGCCGUUGAAUCUAUAGUUUAGGGUGUUAGGGUUUGGAAGCGUGGAGAUGGAGAAAUUCGUGUAUUGGUCUUUUUGGGGCUUCAUAUAUUUUAUGUUUUGUGUUUUUUUAUAAAUGAAAUAAAUGGAGUUCUGUUUUUUUUUUU